GUUGUUGUUGUUUGAUUCAAUCACCAUCACCAUCAUCAUCAAUUAUUCUACAGCUAAUCAUUCAUUCAUUAAAAAUAUUCCAAUGUUUUCAACUAGACUAUAGAUAGAAAUUCGGUGUUCUUCUCUGUCGUUCAAUUUUCAUUCGUUCAAUUUUUCAAAUUCAAUCAUCAUGUCUUGUUUGGAUCCAACCGGAAGACGGCCAUCAAAAUUUCGAUGUUUAAAGGCAUUUUUCUUGACAUUUUUCGGCAUUUCUGGCACUCAAAUCUUACCGCUAAUGUUUCAUUUCAUACGUUUGGUAUCCUAUUUUCUAUUGGAUCGACAAACAUUUCCACCAAAACCAUUACCAAAAGGAAAUUCAUUAUUCGGUUUGGAAAUAUUUCAACAUGAUCUUAAUUUUGAUGAUAAUUCAUCAUCAGUUUAUACCGUACAAGUUAUUGUUGCCGCUAUAUUGGCCAUCAUUACUGGUGUUACUGGAUUUAUGGCCAUUUGUCGUGAAAAAUUAACAACAAUGAAAAUCUAUUCAUUCAUAAUGUUGUUGAUUACAUUCAUCACUGGAAUGGGUUCAUUCUGUUUACCGAAUCUAGUUACAUUGACAAAUAUUAUAUUACCAUUAUUGGGUGGUGGUGUAUCAUCAUUAUUGAGUUUUGUAUUCUCAUUACUUACACAGCAACAAUUGGACCAAGAACAUGCACCAUCGUAUCAGAAUUAUUAUCCAUAUAAUAAUCCAUAUAAUUAAUAUAUAUCGAAAACAAAACAAAACAAAAUUCAUCAUUCAAUCAUCAUUAUAUAUGUUAGUCUUGUUGUUGUUGUUCAA
Messenger RNA from Dermatophagoides farinae (American house dust mite), 814 nucleotides. RefSeq lists its product as uncharacterized. NCBI's taxonomy places the organism in Eukaryota, Metazoa, Arthropoda, Arachnida, Sarcoptiformes, Pyroglyphidae. The record is from RefSeq and is a predicted model, not a curated record.